Molecule: messenger RNA, 1089 nt
Organism: Talaromyces rugulosus
Lineage: Eukaryota; Fungi; Ascomycota; Eurotiomycetes; Eurotiales; Trichocomaceae
Exons: 3
Coding region: 1-1089 (362 amino acids)
Cellular component (GO): cytoplasm
Molecular function (GO): 2-oxoglutarate-dependent dioxygenase activity
Source: RefSeq, a predicted model, not a curated record
AUGGCUCCUGGCAUCUCGAAUCUGCCCACCAGGGAACACCCUGCUGAGAAAACAGAAUACCCAGCACCACUGAAGCCUAGUGGCGCUUUGGAUGCAUUCAAGUUCGAGGAGACGACGCCUGUUAUUGGCCGCGAAUAUCCCAGUGUCAACAUCGUCGAUGACCUGCUGAACGCUCCCAACUCGGAUGAGCUGGUGAGAGAUCUUGCCAUCACCAUCUCCCAGCGCGGUGUCGUCUUUUUCCGUGCCCAGGACAACCUCACGGAUGAUCUACAGAAAAAGCUAGUGCAGCGUCUCGGCGAACUGACAGGAAAGCCAUCCAGCUCGACCCUGCAUAUCCACCCAGUGCUGAACAAUACUAGCGAGUUUGGCGUCGCCGAUGCCGAAAUCAGCACUAUUAGCUCACUCGCGCGCAAGAAGAUAUUCAACGUCGAAAGCAAGGCAGACCAGCGCCGCUACGAUUCGGCACAGUGGCACUCGGAUAUCCAAUUCGAGCCCGCCCCGGCCGACUACACUUCGCUACGGUUGACCCAGCUGCCCAGUAGUGGCGGAGAUACACUGUGGGCAUCGGGAUAUGAGAUCUACGACCGCUUCUCGAAGAAAUACCAGGAAUUCUUUGAAGGCCUUACCGCAACUUUUAUUGGCGAUGGUUUCAUCAAGGCCGCCGAGCGCGAUCCCGAGCGUAUCUAUAUCUACACCGAGCCCAGGGGCAGCCCGCUCAACAUCGGCAAGGAGUUGAGUGCCGUCCACCCCGUUGUGCGAACGAACCCGGUGACGGGCUGGAAGAGCAUCUACGCUCUUGGGCCGUUCCCAAAGUAUAUCAACGAGCUCAGCUCGCGCGAGUCUGAGGAGUUGCUGACCAAGUUCCGCACCGUUCUCAUUGAGAACCACGAUCUUCAGGUGCGGCUAAAGUGGAAGAAUCCGAAUGACAUUGCAAUUUGGGACAACCGGAGCGCAUUUCACAGUGCAACCUUUGACUAUGAAGGACUAGGAGAGAGAUUCGGCCAUAGGGCUGUAGGAAUCGGCGAGCAGCCGUAUCUUGAUCGUAACAGCAAGUCGAGAACAGAGGCGUUGGCUGAGUAUAAUAAGUAA